Molecule: messenger RNA, 8950 nt
Organism: Epinephelus lanceolatus (giant grouper)
Lineage: Eukaryota; Metazoa; Chordata; Actinopteri; Perciformes; Serranidae
Source: RefSeq, a predicted model, not a curated record
UUCCAUCUCACGAAAUUACUCAGUAGCCGUUGACGGCUCUUUAGGUGACGGAUCGAGUCCAGUAUUACAAUUUUAUUUUCCCCUUUUCAUUUAUUUUUUGGAAUAAAAAAAGGAAAAGGAGUGCAAGAGGAUAACGCUGCUUAGCUAGCUGGGUCACUUGCUAGAAAGCUACGCGAUAGCAUAGCUAACCUCAUUCUGCGAUACAACCUCGAGACAAGUCGGGACAAGACCAGUCUCAGGGCUCACCAUACUCAAUGAGCGGACAGCGCAAUGUCAGAGCGCUCUGGGCAAACUGCAAAGGGGAAGGAAGGCAAAACCAAGUAUGCGUCUCUCAACCUGUUUGAUACAUACAAAGGAAAGAGCCUUGAAACACAAAAGCCUGUUGUUCCCCCCCGCCAUGGCCUGCAGUCUCUUGGUAAAGUUGCCUCCGCACGGCGUAUGCCACCCCCUGCCAACCUGCCCAGUCUGAAGGCAGAGAACAAAGGCAACGAUCCCAACGUCUCGCUCGUUCCCAAAGACGGCACAGGAUGGGCAAGCAAACAGGAACAAGCGGACCCAAAGAGUACCGAUGCAUCGUCAGCAGCGCAGCCGGAAUCGCAGCAGCCUGUGGCUACACCGACACCUGCACAGACCCGCCCGAGAACCCCGCCAGCUUCAGAGGCUCUGGCCCCAACUUCAACCCAGGCCGUAGGGGCAAGGUCCUGGGCACAGGCCAGUGUUACACAUGGAACACAAGGGGAUGGUGGAAAGGCAUCAAACCUACCAUCGCCAUUCUCUCGCGAGGAAUUUCCCACCCUGCAGGCGGCUGGCGACCAGGACAAAGCUGGCAGAGAACAGGGCACUGCAGAUCAGUGGUAUGGGCCCGGACCAAGCCUCCGCCCCCAGAACGUUACAAGUUGGCGGGACGGUGGGGGCCGAGCCCUGGCGCCCACCCUGUCUGGGGAGGGGGCAGCGGAGGGUGGCACUUGUGGGGCUCUGGUGAUGGAUGGGGCAGCUGGGGUCCCCCCUCCGAGCUCUCAGUCCCACGGGCCACCUAGGAACCCUCCCGCAGGCAGCCCCGCCUUGCCCCUGCCCCAGCCCCCUGUGGGGCCUGGGUUCCCACAAUACCGAGGGAUCAUGCCUCCCUUCAUGUAUUCUCCCUACCUGCCCUUCCCGGCCCCCUAUGGCCCUCAGGGGCCCUACAGGUACCCAGCACCUGGGGAAGGGCCUGCUCCAAGGUUCUCUCGUGGGCAGGCUGGUCCUGACAGCAGGCCUCAGGGCGGCCCACGUGACACAGGUGGAGAUAUGGUGAAGCGACCCUCUAUCCUGAAACAGGAUGACCUGAAGGAGCUGGACGAGCUGGACCACGACGGAGACGAGGGUUGGGCAGGGGCUCAUGAGGAGAUUGAUUACUCCGCCAAGUUGAAGUUCAGUGAUGAUGAAGGAGAUGAAGAGGGGGAAGAGGAGAGAACUGAGAGCAAGAAUGACUUGCGUGAGCAGCAGAGGUCCCAGGAUGCCCCUGCUGCAACCCCUCGCUCUCGAGCCUCGGACAGCGGUGGAGACACACGCCGCACUCCUCCCUCUAACGCUGACAAUGGCCCCCAACCCCCCUCCAGCAAGCCAGGAUGGGCCGAGGAGGGAGGCAGUGGCUGGGGGAGCCAGGGAGCACCAUCCAACUACCAGGGGCGCAGGCCUGGAUUGGGUGGUCCCCGGGAGCAGCCCUCCCCCCCACCUGGGCCGCUCCUUGGACAAGGGCCUUACUCCUUUUACCGACAGGACCGGCCCCACAACCAAGGUGCCUCUCAAGGCCCGGGGAAACCUGUCCCCGCCCAGCUUCAGCCAGCAGCAGGAGGCCCUUCUCCUCCUGCACAGCCAGGCCUGCUGGUUCCCGGACCCCAGGACAAUGAUGAGGAUGAGACUUGGCGUCAGCGCAGGAAGCAGUCCUCCACUGAGAUCUCUGCCGCUGUGGAGCGAGCACGUCGCCGCCGUGAGGAGGAGGAACGUAGGAUGGAGGAGGAGAGACGCGCAGCCUGUGCAGAGAAGCUGAAGAGGCUGGAUGAGAAGCAGCAACAGCAGCAGGGCAGCAACAUGGGAGGUGGUGGUAGCAGUAGUAUAAGCCCCAGCCUUGAUGGAAACUCUACAGCUGCCACAGCAGGCAGUCCUAGUCCAUCUAUUUCAGCCUCUGCCUCCUCGCCCAACAUCAGCCAGCCCCCAUCCCCCUGUGUGGACCCUGAAGAACCUCCAGCGCUGGUUGUGCAGCCGGGGUCCAGUCCUGGAGUCGGUGACCGACAGCGAGCCAGCAGCAACAGCAGCUAUGACUCCAGUGCAGAAGCCCAACAGUGUUCCCAGCCAGCUGUGUCACAGCCACCGCAGCCACCGCAGCCCACGCUCGACGUACCUUUACCAGGAGAAAAUAAGGAAGAGACCAUGGCCAGUCAGCACAUUCGUGCAGGAAGUGGAGGUGAAAGAGGAGUCGACCCAGUGAAGAUUGAGAGUAUCGGAGGGGGAGCAGGUCGUCAAACUGGUGGUCCCCCUGGCCAGGGUUACUCCAAGUAUCAGAAGUCUCUUCCACCUCGGUUCCAGAGGCAGCAGCAGGAGCAGCUCCUGAAGCAGCAGCAGCAGUGGCAGCAGCAACAACAGCAGCAGCACAGCCAGGCAUCUCAAAGUCAGCUGUCCCCUCAGCCCCAGGCUCCGCAGGGUCCUUCACCGGGUUCAACACCCCAGCCGGGGCCUGGACCCAAGCAGGGUGGACCCAUGUAUCAACCCAGCAAUAUGGUCCGACCCCCACCCCUGCCAAUGAAUUUUGAUCCUCGCUGGAUGAUGAUGCCCUACAUGGACCCCCGUAUGAUGCAGGGCCGCCCUCCACCUAUGGACUACUAUUCAGCGGGCAUGCAUCCCUCAGGGCUCAUUGGGCGUGAGCGGUCUGAUUCGGGGGGAUCUGGUUCAGAUCCCUUUGACAGGCAGCAACAGCAUCCGGGGCAUCCUCACCGUGGGACCCCCCCUAUGGAUCCUAAGCUGGCCUGGGGGCAGGAGGUAUUCCCUGGCGGAGGGGAGGGCCGUGGGCUAACAUCGCCUCUCAGGCAGAAGCAAGCAUUGGAGGAUGAUGAUGUGGCCAAAGGGCCCAGGAGCGACACCCCUCCACACCGCAUGCGAGAGGGUGGAUUGGGACCCAUUCAGCAGCCCAGCUCCACCUCUGGGACAUCCAACCAGACUCCACCUCCAGUUGGCACUCAGGUUGGGACCCAGGGUGGUGGCCACCACCCUCAUCACUACAUGAGUGGCCGGAGCAACUACAGCAACUUCCCUGAGCAGGGUGGGAGGAUGCAUCCCCACCAGCAGCAGCAGCAGCAGAGGGCGGAGAGAGGAAAUCAGCCGCAUAGCUACACCCACCAGGAUGAUGGGCCUCCACGAGGGUCUCAGCAGGGACAGAUAUGGGGAGCUCCACACCCUCACUAUGAUCGCAACGGUCGUGCUGAUCACCCUCCUGUUGAGAGCAACUCUCAUCUCCACCACCAUCAUAGCCACCACCCUCAGCAGCCUCACUUCCCUCUCCACCCCCAUAAGCCAGAGAGCACCCGAGACAGGGUUGUUGAGGCCGCUGGUAAGAAGACAGACUCUUCUCCCCCAAUUCACCAACCUUCACUGUCAUCCUCCUGCUCCUCCUCCUCCUCCUCCUCUGCCAGGGAAGAUGGGAAUGUCAAAGUUGCCCUGCAUCAUCACCCAUCACAGAGAGAGGGUGAGGCUGGUGUCGGGCACAGUCAUGGUGAAAGAGGCAACAGUGGCAGUGCUGGCAGUAGCAGUCAUGUGAAACAGGAGAAAACAGGCCCGGCAUACGCUCCUCAUUCCUCAUUGACCUCGAGCCCACCUCCCUCUCAACAUGGCAGUCAUACACAGCAACAGCAGCACCCCCAUCCUAAAUCAAACCAAAGAGGGGGGCGGGAGCACAAGACAGAGACCCAGUGGGGCCCCCGUCCUGGCAGCAGCAAUACAGGUGGGGGGUCCUCUCAUGGUAGGAGGGCCAACAAUGCAGGAGGUGGGAACAACCCCCGUGGAGGGGAGGAUUCCUCCAACACUUCAUCAGACCACAAACCUUCCAACCAGACCGGAGGCAGCAAUGCCAACAAGAGGGCUGGCCCCAUUAAGAAGCCAGUACCAAAGGAGAUGAAGAGGGACGGAGGGGAGGCUGAAGGAGGAGAAAAACCAAGCUUUGGGAAAGAUAAAGAGAAAGAUGGUGGCCAGCCAGCCUCCAUGAAACAGGAAGCCUCCUCCACCUCCCAGAAUACAUCAGCUCCAUCUAAAGAUGAGUCAGCCCAGACAGCCAAACCCAGGAAUGGAGGAAAAGAACGGUCCUCUGGUGGAGGUGGGGGCGGGUCUGGUAGAGGGCCCAAAGAUGUGGACACCAAUUUGGGAUUUUCAGGGUCCUCCUCCAGGAGGGACAGGGACCGCUCCUUUGAGAGAGGAGGCGGCACCUCCCACCACCAUGGAGUCCCCGCCAAAGGCAACAGAGCCAGUCGUGGACGUGGGGGGGAGUUCUACGGGCGUGGCCGGGGUUACCGGGGCACCUACACAGCUGCUGCUGGGCCCGCUGGUGCCAGUCGGGGAAGAAUGGGUGGAAGGAGCGGCAGAGAUUACCGCUCAUCUGUUGGCACUGGCCACCACCAUGAUUCCAAGGGCGAAGGGGGCGGUGGCAGGCACGGUCAGGAUCGGUCCCAGCAUAACCCAGCCAGGGCCAGGAACCGAAGUGAAACCCGCAGUGAGGGUUCAGAGUAUGAGGAAAUCCCCAAGAGAAGGAGGGAGAGAGGUUCAGAGACUGGCAGUGAGAGUGGUGCAAGUGACCUUGGUCAUUCAGACAAGGAGGACCACCAGAAACCCAAUACUAAGAAUGGCCCUGAUAAUGCCACCACCACUGGCAGCAGCAACAUGCCAUCUGCGCCACCCAGAGGUUCCCAGGCCCGGGUCUUCACCCCCAGGGGUGUGCCCUCUAGGAGGGGAAGAGGUGGAGGUAGUGGAGGUGGAAACAUCUACAGAAGUGGUGGCAAUGUUGGAGGACCACCAGGGGGACACAGAGUUGGACCCACCUCAGCCUCUCAUGGUGGGUCCUCCAAGUCAGCAGGCUCAGCCCGAAAGCAGCAAGGCCCGCCUCAAACCUCUGGGCCCAAAGACUUGGGCAGGGGGGGGAAUGGAGGAGAGAAGAAAGACAAGAUAGCUGAUGCAAGUCAAACUCAAAGUCAGGGGUCCAAUCCCCCUCAGUCGUCUUUGCCCGCUGCAACUCCUGCCACUUUAAGUUCCACUGAAAAUGGAGGCGUUGUAACCCAGCAAGCGUCAACAAACCCUAUGGCAAACUCUGGAGGGCCAAACGCACUCCCUCUUCCCACAAACCGUGGGUUCCCUCCCAGCGGGUUUGAGCGACCACCUAGACGUCGCCGUCACGGGCGGUCCCAGCACCAGCAGGACAAGCCCCCCCGCUUCCGGAGACUGAAGGAGCGAGAGAAUGCCGCACGCAUCAACGGAGGAGUGGGGGUCAUCGGGGGAGGAAGGCCCUCCUCUCCUUCCCUGAAUUCAGUUCAGGACAGUAACGGAGCCCCCAUCUCUGCUCCUGUGACGGCCAACGCCCAAAAUGCUAACCACAACCCCACACUAACAACCAACAAUAACAGUGGUGGCGGGCAUCUAAGCAAUGCAAAUAGUCACCACCAUCACCACUACAACCAGGGCAACGCUGGGCAGACCCACCCCCAGCACCACCACAGCCAUGGAGCAAAGUCCCCCGACUUCACCAACCAGAACUCGGACCAGGCCAACGAGGAGUGGGAGACUGCCUCUGAGAGCAGCGACUUCACAGAGUUCAGAGACAGGGAGGGAGGAGGAGGAGGGAAGUCCUACUCUUCUCAUCAUCCCCACCACCUGGGAAGGGGUGGAGGGGGCGGCGGAGGUGGAGGUGUCAUUGACCGCGACAUGACAGGAAAAGAGCCCUCGGCGAAUAAAAGAAGCUUCUCAAGCCAGCGUCCUGGCAUGGAGCGACAGAACCGGAGGGUCAACCCUGGAGGAGGUGGAGGCGGAGGGGGAGGAAGAGGCCCACGAGGCCCUCCUGGUGGUGGCUCUGGUGGCCCCGGUAAUGGAGGUGGCAACCGCGGGGAGAAGCGUGGCAACUGGCCCUCCCCGAAAAAUAGGAAGUGAUGAAAGAAUUCAGAACAUUUCAGAUGAACCCCACUCUCAUUAAAACCAUCCUCCUACAUCUUAAUACCUUUUUGAUAAUUACUUCAUGGCUUAUCUGUUGGCAUCCCUAAACAUAUUAGCGCAUUGUACAGUAAAUGGAGAUGGUAUUCACCUUCACUCUAGUGCCCCCACCCAACCUCCAUCCCGGUCACCUCUCUCCCUUUGCAUCAAUCUACUAUCUACCGUCCGUUAUUGUAAAUUUCUCCGUUUGUUCCGUCUUGCUCUCCGUUCAGUUGUGCCCCCCCCUCUCCCCCUUUCCCCCCCCCCCCCCCCCCCCCCCCCCCCCCCCCCCCCCCCCCCCCCCCCCAAAAGAUUCUCACCCCAGUUGGAUUUGAAAAGCAUGUGGUUCUGCAAAUGGGAGGUGCACGUCGUUUUGACAGAAGACAUUCACACAGAGCUCCACACACACACUCGCAUAUACAAGCACAAAUAUGACAUCUCUACAAACAACACGGAACACAUGUGGUCAUGUGGGUUGGAAAAUGGAAAAAAAAAAGUGGGAUUAAAAUUGGCAAAAAUGUUUGGAUUGGGCUAACUUUUAUAUUUAUGUACCUGUGUAUAUUUCUACCACACUUUGGCCUUGGGUGGUAUUCAGUAGUGCAGUUCUGCAUUACUUCCCUCACAAAGGGAAAGAGUGCAGCUUCAUCUUUUAACGAGAACAAUGUACCAUAAGAUGUUUUCUCUGUGUCUUUUUUUUUUGAGUUUGAGCCUCUGGGAAAUGUUAGGGGUGUGUGUUUUUCUUCUAAAAAGCAGGUCAUUAAAAAUACCUUUUACUAAAUUCCCCAGCUCCUCCUUUUGCUGACUUUUUGGUCUCCUGCAAACUACAUCUCUGAUUACUGUGAUAAGAUCCAUUCAACUACUACUGCUCAGUGCUCAUCUACACUUUGCAUUGAUCACAUUGAUUUGUCUUGAUAUCAAUGUCUCUGCUGCUUGUUCAGAUAGAUGGUGUGAUUUUUAUUUUCUCUCCCUCUCCCUAAGUUGUUGACCUGCUUUGACAUUUCAUUAGCUUUUGGUUUUUUGGGAAAUAAAGGCUUUUUCAGCCUCGUCGUAGCAUCCUUCUCCUUACCUGCAAAAAGCUCUGCAUAAAUUUUCCCAAAGUUUUACUCCCUCUCUCAUUUGUGAGUUUUGUUUACCCUAUGAAGACUGUAUUGAUAGCUUGAUGGCUUUAUUUUAACAACCAUUAUUUCCUCAGCGACUUGCAUUUUUAUGGAAAUAUUUAUCUCUCUGAAGAUGAUCGAUCUUCUCGGGGGGAAAUGUGUUAAAUAAAAAUGUAGGUCAUGAUAGACUAAAGAAAAAACUUUCAUAAAAAUUGUUUAUGCUUCAGUAGGUAAUUGAAUAUGUUAAGCACUCCUUGUCGUAUAAGAAAAACCCAUGGUUGCUGUUUUAUUUUUUCUUUGUGUUUGUUUUUGGGCAAGUUACAUGUGAUGCAACAGGACAGGUACUCUGUCUGGGCCCAGAGUACAGAGCUAGAGUAUUGUACUAUUACACCCCCCUUUCUCUCUGUGCUCUUGUGGAGACUCCUCACACCAAGAAAGGACUACUACCAAGAGCUCCUUGUCUGAGGAAGUAUUUUUCAAAGCGCGUGUUCUUCGGGAUGGCUGUUUCAGUACACGGUGGCGACCAGAAGCCCAAACUAAUUAAGUUCAGGACAAUGCUGACAAGGUGUCAACGCGAGUCACCUCCUUUCACUGUUUCCAAGAUUUCACUCGCAGCAAAUAGUGCCGACCCGGAGUGUUGAGGAAAUAUUGGAUUGAUGUAGGAUUACACUUGUAGUUUGUAUCAUACAUAAAAAGACAUAAAAUGGCACACGGAGACGACAUCCAAGAUGAACUAAAAAUCGAUUCAUGCAUCAAUUCUGUCACUGCUGUAAGUUGGGGUUUGUUUGUUUACUGACAACAGUUUGAAGAUCGUCUCUGGGAUGUUGUGAGUAGGGCAUUUGAUGACUCGUGUACAUGUGUGCGUGCUUGUGUGUGUGUGGCAUGUGUGCAUUUAUUGGUGUUUGUGUAAUAACUCGGGGAAGGGGUGGGGGACCAGAGGGGGUAACAUGAAUGGCAAGCACUUUCUGCCUUGUUUGCCCACACUUGAUUUAACCGAUAUUAUUAAGACAAUUCUACUGUUUUCUUAAAUACAUCCGCAUAUAUACAUCCAGCUGUGUGUAUAUGUUCAAAGAACAUGCAAUGGAGAAAUAACCCUUUAUUUUGUGUGUGCGUGAGUGUGUAAUUUAAUCAUACAUUCUUCAGCAGGCAAGCGAAGUUGGACAUAUUUUAUUUUUCUCACCUCUAAGCAUGAACACACGCCCAUGGGUGCAGCUUGCCUUGCCUGUUACUGGUUUAUACAUUGAUAGCUGUACACUUAACACUGGCUCAAAGAGUCCUUCAUCCCUCCUUAACUCUUAAUGUUGAUGUGCGAAUUAUUUUAUGUACCCAUGUUAAAAGAAAACAAAAGUAGUGUAUUCCAGACAAAAAAAAAAAAACAUACUCAAAGAUUGUACUAUGUUUCCAGCAUUACCAAGGUACCUGGAGUGGUUCAAACUGUUUUUUAGCAUUUAUGGUUUUAUUAAUGGAACCGUAAUAUACACACAUGUAUGUAUAUUGGUAUGUAUCUAAGUUUUGUCUACCCCAACUUACAUUCCCACAAACAAAAUGUUGCCAUUUUUAGUUCAAGGGAGCAAUGUACAAGCAGAGAAGUGUCUUAUUAUAAUAAAGUUAUACAGAGAAGGCAAAGUUAAAUAAACUACUUUUGAUUUAAUGGAAAA